Messenger RNA from Triticum aestivum (bread wheat), 1631 nucleotides. RefSeq names its product cytochrome P450 89A2-like. The transcript has a single exon. Gene Ontology annotation, cellular component: membrane. The record is from RefSeq and is a predicted model, not a curated record. Gene Ontology annotation, molecular function: oxidoreductase activity, acting on paired donors, with incorporation or reduction of molecular oxygen, NAD(P)H as one donor, and incorporation of one atom of oxygen; heme binding; iron ion binding. NCBI's taxonomy places the organism in Eukaryota, Viridiplantae, Streptophyta, Magnoliopsida, Poales, Poaceae. The coding region runs from base 1 to 1590 and encodes 529 amino acids.
AUGGCAACGUUGCACAUUUUCUUCCUUAUUGCGACUACGAUCCUCUUCGCCCUCCUCUUACUCCUCCGUUUCCGCCGUGUUCAGGGCGACGGCAGGCGCCUCCCGCCGGGCCCGCCGUCCCUGCUCUUGCUCUUCAUCGCGGCGUGGCUAGGGCUCACCAGCUCGCCGGCCGAGGCGGAGCCCCUGCUCCAACGCCUUGUCAGGCGGUACGGCCCCAUCGUGUCGUUGCGAGUGGGGUCGCGGCUGGCCAUCUUCGUCGCCGACCGACGCCUCGCACACACCGUUCUCGUCCAGCGCGGGGCGGCCCUGGCCGACCGCCCCAGCUUCGCGUCGGCCAGGAUCCUCGGCGCGGACGACAAUUACUCCGUCACCCGCGCCGGCUACGGGCCGGUGUGGCGCCUCCUGCGCCGCAACCUCGUCGCCGGGACGCUGCACCCGUCGCGCGGCCGCCGGUUCACGCACGCACGCUUCUGGGCGCGCCACGUGCUCGUCGAUAAGCUGCGGCGCCUGGCCGACGACGGUGAGGCGCCUGCCCCGGUCACGCCCACGUUCCAGUACGCCGUGUUCUACCUGCUUCUGAUCAUGUGCUUCGGCGAGAGGCUUGACGAGAAGGUGGUGCGCGCCAUCGCCGCCGCGCAGCACGAGCAGGUGCGAUACAUGUUCAGCAAGAUGUCCGUCUUCGCCUUCCUCCCGUCGGUCGCCGAGCACCUCUUCCGCGGACGCGUCCGGAAAAUGCUCUCCCUGCGCCGGCGGCAGAAGGAGUUGUUCCUACCGCUGAUCAACGCGCGUAGGGAGUACAAGGACAAGAAACGCGGCGGCGAGCGCGAGCCGAGGCGGAGCAAAUCGGAGACCACGUUGGAGCACUCGUACGUGGACACGCUGUUCGACGUCAGGCUCCCCGAGGAGGGCAACCGCCCACUCACCGACGACGAGAUGGUCAACCUCUGCUCGGAGUUCCUCACCGCCGGGGCUGACACCACCUCCACCGCACUGCACUGGAUCAUGGCCGAGCUGGUGAAAAACCAGGCCAUCCAGGAGAGGCUCUACAAGGAGAUCAAAGCCAAGACAAAAGACGGCCAUGAAGAGGUAUCCGAGGAAGACAUUCAGAGCAUGCCUUACCUCAAGGCGGUGGUUCUUGAGGGCUUGCGGAAGCACCCGCCCGUGCACUUCGUGCUGCCGCACAUGGCAGCGGAGGACGUGGAGGUCGGCGGGUACCUCGUCCCCAAGGGUGCCACGGUGAACUUCAUGGUCGCCGAGAUGGGGAGGGACGAACGGGAGUGGGAGAAGCCCAUGGAGUUCAUUCCAGAGCGGUUCUCAGGCGGCCGAGGGGUGGACGUGACAGGAGGCAGCACGGGGAUCAGAAUGAUGCCGUUCGGCGUCGGGCGGAGGAUCUGCGCCGGUCUGAACAUUGCCGUGCUUCACCUGCUCUACUUUGUGGCCAACAUGGUGAGAGAAUUCGAGUGGAAGGAAGCGGCCGGCCACGAGAUCGACUUGGCGGAGAAACUCGAGUUCAUGGUCGUCAUGAAGAAGCAGCUGCGCCCACGCCUUGUGCCCCGAAAACCCAACAUGCAAACUGAAGGACACAUGUAAAAAAAAAUUGAGCAACCAGCCACCUCGUUGGUUUUCAUUAA